UAAUUGCAGUGAAGACAAACAGAUCGGCAACGAUAUUGUGAAAUUAUUUUCGCCCUUUGAGCUCCAGCCCUGAUCAAGCAGAAAGAGAACAGAAAUCCUCGAUCAAAGCCGGAGGCAGAGAGACGCCAAGGGCCAACAAGAUGACUCUCCUUCCAAGCUUCUCCACUGAGACGUGGUCCCUUCUCAUUGUCAUUCUGGGCCUUUUCAUGCUAUAUGGAAUUUGGCCAUACAGCCAUUUCAGAAAUCUGGGCAUUCCAGGUCCGAGGCCAUUGCCUUUCUUUGGAACUCUCUUGUGCUAUCGUAAGGGGUUUAUGAACUUUGAUACAGAGUGCUUUCAGAAAUAUGGGAGGAACUGGGGGUUUUACGAUGGCCGGCAACCUAUAUUAGCCACGCUGGAUCCUGUCAUUAUUAAAACUGUUCUGGUGAAAGAAUGCUACUCCACCUUCACCAACCGCCGGAAUGUAGGUUUAGGUGGGCUGUUUGAGUCUGCCAUCACGAUGGUAAAGGACAAACAAUGGAAGAGGAUUCGCACUGUGCUCUCUCCAACCUUCACCAGUGGAAAGCUAAAGGAGAUGUUUCCCAUCAUCAAACACUAUGGGGAGGUUCUGAUCCAGAACGUUCAGAAGAAAGUGGAGAAGGAUGAGCUUCUGGUUGCGAAGGACGUCUUUGGGGCCUUCAGCAUGGAUGUGAUCACCAGCACUUCGUUUGGUGUGGACCUCGACUCUAUGAACAACCCCGAUGAUCCUUUUGUCAAGGAGAUCAAGAAACUCACCAAGUUCUCCUUUAAUCUACAUAUACUUUUAAUAUUUGUGUUCCCAUUUGUGGCUUCUCUCCUCAAGUUAAUGAAAAUCACUUUCUUCAACCCAGAAGCGAUGAACUUCUUUGAGAGGUCACUUGCAAAAAUAAAGGCGACACGGGAGAAAGAAGGCCAGGGGGGCCGGGUGGAUUUCCUGCAGCUGAUGAUCGACUCCCAGAAGUCCAACAGCGAGCACCAGAGCAACGCCUUGGAUCCCUCCUAUAAAGGCUUGACCGAUGAUGAAAUCCUGGCCCAAGCCUUCACCUUUGUCUUUGCUGGAUAUGAAACCAACAGCAACUCUUUGGGUUAUACGGCCUACUUUUUAGCCAUUCACCCAGAUGUCCAGCAGAAGCUUCAAGCGGAGAUAGAUACGAUCCUGCCCGACAAGGCUCCUCUCACCUACGAUGCCAUCAUGAAACUUGAGUAUCUUGACAUGGUCCUGAACGAAACACAAAGGCUGUAUCCUUUCGGAGGGAGGCUCGAAAGGCUCUGCAAGAAAGAUGUCGAAGUCAAUGGCGUGACUAUCCUGAAAGACACGUUGGUGAUGAUCCCACCCUACACGCUUCAUCGGGACCCUGAAUACUGGCCAGAACCUGACGAGUUCAGACCUGAGAGGUUCAGCAAAGAGAACAAGGACAAAAUAGAUCCCUACACGUACCUGCCCUUUGGAGCUGGUCCCCGGAACUGCAUAGGAAUGCGCUUUGCUCUCGUCACGAUGAAGGUGGCUAUUGCAAUCCUGAUGCAGCAUUUCUCCUUCAGGGUCUGCAAGGAAACUCCGAUUCCCCUGGAGAUGAGCAAUGAAGCCUUCUUAGUGCCAAAGAAACCAAUAGUUUUGAGGCUGGUGCCACGUGGUGAUCCCCGGGAGAAGGGGGAGUGAAGCCUGGUCGUGGGCCUUGGUAGAAGAUGCAAAAGCCUCAAGUGUGGCUUUGAGAAAAUUCCCCGCAGAGAACUUCAAACAGUUCCAGAGAAUCAGACAGAUUCGCAAACCGAAACAGAGCUCUCUGAAAAUCCGUGCAUCUCCUAAUUUGGCACUGCAGUUUUCCGGCCAAAGAAUGCACAGAAAAAGGGAGUCAUUAGUGCACCGCCAAAAAUGUGUAUCUUGGCGAAAGUAUCAUUAAAAGAUGUAUUCUAUUCAGGAAAAACCGAAAUGCUUGCAUUCUAUUCAGGCUUGCCCAAAUACUUGCACUGUGAAACAUUCAUACAAAAGUGUGUCUACCAGGAGAAAGGGGCUCCAACAAUGUGUGCAAAUGUUGAUGCAAACCCCUCUGUGGAAUUGGGGCAAAGCACAUGUAAGAAAGUAAGAAAUAUUCCUCUAUUUGCCUGAUCUGUCGCUUCUAUUGUUUCAGGAUGGUUUGGGGAAAAUUUUAAACAUUUUUAAACUAUACUUUAGUUGCAAGGCAUCUUGAAAAUUCUUAUAGUAUAAAGUAGAUUUAAAAAGCCCCCCUUUAAAACCAAAUCAUCAAUGAUGAUUAAUUGGAGCAUGCCCAAGCUACAAUUUUGUAUCUGUCUGAGACCAGUUUACCAGUCAUGGCUUCCCCCAUGGAAUUCUGGGAACUGUAGUUUGGGGAGGGUGCUGAGAAGAUUUUGUUAAGGGAUCCAUACAGAGCACAUGCAAUUUGGAUUCCUCAGAGUUGCUUGGGAUGAAAGAAUCACUAUGACAUCAAAUCAUGUCCACUGAAUGACAGGAAACUCAAUCGGUGCAGGCCAGGAUUGCAAAAAACCCUUCCUAGAAUUGUCACACAUCACAGUCCUGGGUAAUGUGAUUUAUCCGGGUCCCUGUGACUCAGAUGCAUUAUUUCAAAGCUCUGUGUGGAAGUGCUCUUGCAGAAACAGGGCCAAUCCACCAGUGGAAGCCCAAUUUAAAUACCACUCUGGAGAGACUUAUGAUCUGCUGUGGUUUAGUAGAUUAAACAUCCCUUGUUAAAUGCAGCUUCCCUUGUUGAGUUGUUAGAGUCACCUAACAGUGUGUAAAACUGGGUCUGGAAACAGCUCAGAAGUAGCAGUUGCAGCUGGUGAAAGACCCGUGUGAUAUGAUUGUAGCACUCGUUCCCAGGAAGCAAUAGUGAAGCUGUAUUUUCCAUGAUCUGCCUUUGGCACAAUAUCACUACAGUACACCGACACCUGGUAUAGGGGGCGCUUGGGGCCCCUGCCCCCUCGAUAUUUUGAAUUGGGGGCUGUGUGAACACACCCUAAUUUCAAGGCUACAAGAACAUGAACAACUGAGACCAGUUGGGUCGUAGCUGGCACAUCAGUCUAAGAUGGUACGGGCUUCUCUGUGCCAUGGAAGCAACCUGUGAUUUUCUGUUUCUGUGAUAUAACAUGUUUCAGUAGCCUUUGGCUGCAUGCACACCUCCUCAUUUGUAGCACCGAAAUGUGGUUUUUCUCAAUCCGGAAUCAUUUGCGCUUAUCUUCAAAAUGCUGCUUUCCAUCUAGACCGGUUCUUAACCCUGCCUUCCAUAAGCGUGUGAGUGGUUACUUGAUACACAUUUGAAAACCCUUCUCUUGAUGAAAUAAAAUCCACAGCCUCUUCCUCCCGGCACACAACCAAGGUGAAUGAAGAAGAAGAAAGCCGUGAUUGCAGUCUUGGCAUAGGGACAUCCACAAUGUCGUUGGAUUUUAGGAGUAGGUCAGCAAUAAAAUCUUCAAAAAAGGGGGAGCAGGGAGGGAG
Zootoca vivipara (common lizard) is the source of this 3464-nucleotide messenger RNA. RefSeq names its product cytochrome P450 3A12. Gene Ontology annotation, biological process: steroid metabolic process; oxidative demethylation. Gene Ontology annotation, molecular function: heme binding; testosterone 6-beta-hydroxylase activity; oxidoreductase activity, acting on paired donors, with incorporation or reduction of molecular oxygen, reduced flavin or flavoprotein as one donor, and incorporation of one atom of oxygen. Lineage: Eukaryota; Metazoa; Chordata; Lepidosauria; Squamata; Lacertidae. The record is from RefSeq and is a predicted model, not a curated record.